Messenger RNA from Dujonia railenensis, 372 nucleotides. NCBI's taxonomy places the organism in Eukaryota, Fungi, Ascomycota, Pichiomycetes, Serinales, Debaryomycetaceae. The record is from the annotation of a GenBank genome assembly.
AUGUCAUCUAAUUCGAAACCGAUCCAGAUCGAGGAGUUUAUUCUUGCAAUCAAGGAUCUCUCAGAUGAGAACUUGAAGUCCAUUUUGUCUCAAUUGGACAACUCUAUCUCCAAGCUAGUUGAGAGCAAUGAGACUCUAGCCCAGGAAAUUGAAACUACGAAAGAAGCAGUCUCUCAGUUGAAACCUGAGGAGUCUCAUGAAGAAUUGAAACAAGACUUGGUGCUAUAUACCGAAACUAUAGAAGAAAACAACGAAGUGAUAGCAAAUCAAAAGGAACGUGUUACUCAGCUCAACAUAGAGUUGGGACGCAGAGGGUUGAAAGAACCACCGAGCGAGUCUCUUGAUUCUAAGGCUAAGGAGUUAUAUUUAUAG